AUGUGCCUGUUGGCCUGUGGCAACGGCCGGCUGGGUGUGUUGGCCGAGAUGUUUGCCAAGCCAGGAGCCCCCAGAGCCGCCACAGGGGAUGUGGGUGACAUAGCCACUUCUGCCUUAGGAGGAGGCGGAGUUGUGGGCUCCCAUGACCCCUCCAUGUGCGCAGGGGUGUGGUACAUCCCCCAAGAGCGGAGAGGGACCUCAGCUGAAGAAAGUGCCCCAUCAUCAACAAGUAGCGGAACCCCUACAGAGAGCAGAGAGGAGACGUCAAGCCCACCUCCAACAACUUCAGUUAUCGAAACGGGAAAGACGGCAGCUGAAACAACGAUUUCUCACUCUACUCCAGGUACAUCCCCCAAGAGCGGAGAGGGGACCUCAGCUGAAGAAAGUGCCCCAUCAUCAACAAGUAGCGGAACCCCUACAGAGAGCAGAGAGGAGACGUCAAGCCCACCUCCAACAACUUCAGUUAUCGAAACGGGAAAGACGGCAGCUGAAACAACGAUUUCUCACUCUACUCCAGGUACAUCCCCCAAGAGCGGAGAGGGGACCUCAGCUGAAGAAAGUGCCCCAUCAUCAACAAGUAGCGGAACCCCUACAGAGAGCAGAGAGGAGACGUCAAGCCCACCUCCAACAACUUCAGUUAUCGAAACGGGAAAGACGGCAGCUGAAACAACGAUUUCUCACUCUACUCCAGGUACAUCCCCCAAGAGCGGAGAGGGGACCUCAGCUGAAGAAAGUGCCCCAUCAUCAACAAGUAGCGGAACCCCUACAGAGAGCAGAGAGGAGACGUCAAGCCCACCUCCAACAACUUCAGUUAUCGAAACGGGAAAGACGGCAGCUGAAACAACGAUUUCUCACUCUACUCCAGGUACAUCCCCCAAGAGCGGAGAGGGGACCUCAGCUGAAGAAAGUGCCCCAUCAUCAACAAGUAGCGGAACCCCUACAGAGAGCAGAGAGGAGACGUCAAGCCCACCUCCAACAACUUCAGUUAUCGAAACGGGAAAGACGGCAGCUGAAACAACGAUUUCUCACUCUACUCCAGGUACAUCCCCCAAGAGCGGAGAGGGGACCUCAGCUGAAGAAAGUGCCCCAUCAUCAACAAGUAGCGGAACCCCUACAGAGAGCAGAGAGGAGACGUCAAGCCCACCUCCAACAACUUCAGUUAUCGAAACGGGAAAGACGGCAGCUGAAACAACGAUUUCUCACUCUACUCCAGGUACAUCCCCCAAGAGCGGAGAGGGGACCUCAGCUGAAGAAAGUGCCCCAUCAUCAACAAGUAGCGGAACCCCUACAGAGAGCAGAGAGGAGACGUCAAGCCCACCUCCAACAACUUCAGUUAUCGAAACGGGAAAGACGGCAGCUGAAACAACGAUUUCUCACUCUACUCCAGGUACAUCCCCCAAGAGCGGAGAGGGGACCUCAGCUGAAGAAAGUGCCCCAUCAUCAACAAGUAGCGGAACCCCUACAGAGAGCAGAGAGGAGACGUCAAGGCCACCUCCAACAACUUCAGUUAUCGAAACGGGAAAGACGGCAGCUGAAACAACGAUUUCUCACUCUACUCCAGGUACAUCCCCCAAGAGCGGAGAGGGGACCUCAGCUGAAGAAAGUGCCCCAUCAUCAACAAGUAGCGGAACCCCUACAGAGAGCAGAGAGGAGACGUCAAGCCCACCUCCAACAACUUCAGUUAUCGAAACGGGAAAGACGGCAGCUGAAACAACGAUUUCUCACUCUACUCCAGGUACAUCCACCAGGAGCGGAGAGGGGACCUCAGCUGUAGAAAGUGCCCCAUCACCAACAAGUACAGAUAGAAUCACUACUGUCGCACUGGAGAAACCAGAUUUGGCAGAAAAGUCAACCACUACCCUUCUGACUCCAUCUUCCAAUGUGAAAGUUUUGUCCUCACCACCAGAAGAGGCCGUUGCUUCUCCUUUGACUACAACCAGUAACAUUGGGAAGACAGGAAUAGCAAUAGUUGGAGGGACUUCCUCACCUACACCGUCUCUCAGAAGCCUGCCUCCAAGUACUGAGGUAGUAUCAGCAACAACAGGAGCAAAGACAUCCAGUUAUCUUCAUUCUACUCACGUUAUUGCAGAGAUACCAUCGCAUGGUGAGAUAUCCCAUUUCCCAAUUUCUCCAACUCUUCCCAUUGAGAGCACAGAGGUAACGUCCUCUCAAGAGACGGACACAUCUCCCCUUUCUACGAGUUCUUUCACGGGGAGUAAAUGGGUCUCACCAACAGAAGUAGAGACGCCCCCUUCCCUCCGGUUGACAGCAUCUCCUUCUGAUAGGACAGUGUCCACCUUAGCUGGAGAGCCAACCUCUUCUGUCCUGAGCACUAUCCCUCUACAUGAUGGGGCAGAGUUAACAUCAGCUGGGAUGGGUAUCACUCACCCUCUGUUUGUAACAUCUCCCCCUCCAAUGACCAUGUUAACAUCAGCUGAAGGCCCAACUACCUCUCUAAUGACUGAAGUGACACCAUCUGAGCGGAAGCAGCUAACUUCAGAGACAGCCUCAACCAUUUCUCCCAUGACUUCAGCGUUUCCCCCUGACACACCAACAGUAGUGAAGACAUCGAUUCCUCAGCAUUUCACUGGGCCUUCAGCAGACACUGACAAAGGACAGUCGCAGGAAGAGGCAUCUUCUAACCCUUCCACUGAUAGUACAGAGGUGCCAACUUCUCUCCUUUCUGAAAGACCCACCGUUGAGAGUACAGCGCUCACGUCAACCAUAGCCAAUACAUCCUCUUCUCUCUUCGCUGCAUUAUCUCCCACAGAGAGUUCUAAGUUAGCAUCAACUGAAAUGGCACACACUUCCCUCUUUAGUACAGUGUCCAGAUCAGCUGAAGGGACCACUACUGCUCACCAGACUACAUUUCCCACGGAGAGGACAGUGGCAAUGUCAAGUGGAGCUGAGACAUCUUCUGUCUUUGCUCCGUCUCAGCAUAUGGAGGAAAUACCCACAGAAGAGACGUCUUCUCACCUGGCAUCAGCAACCAAGAGUACAAGCGCUGCUACAUCCACUGGGCUGGAGGCAUCUCCAAUUAUCCAGACUGUGAGGACUACCACCAAGACACCCACAUCUCCCACAACUACAGCAAUGGUCUCUGCAAAGAUGACUCCUUUGCUGUCUACUACACCAUUAGCCACAGAGGUCACCUCAGCCAAAAAGGUCCCAAGCUCUGUCCCAGAGAGAACGAAGGGGAUCUCAUUUGAAGAGACAACCAUCUCCCUCCUGACUGCGACGUCUCCCUCUGCGAGGACAACAGUUUCAUCAGCUACAGUAGAGAUUUCGGGUAGGUUUUGA
This is a messenger RNA of Podarcis muralis (Common wall lizard), 3300 nucleotides long. NCBI's taxonomy places the organism in Eukaryota, Metazoa, Chordata, Lepidosauria, Squamata, Lacertidae. The record is from RefSeq and is a predicted model, not a curated record.